Messenger RNA from Tilletiaria anomala UBC 951, 8907 nucleotides. RefSeq lists its product as uncharacterized. The transcript has 8 exons. Gene Ontology annotation, biological process: regulation of GTPase activity. The coding region runs from base 129 to 8747 and encodes 2872 amino acids. The record is from RefSeq and is a predicted model, not a curated record. Lineage: Eukaryota; Fungi; Basidiomycota; Exobasidiomycetes; Georgefischeriales; Tilletiariaceae.
ACGGCUCGCCCAGCUUCGAGCUGGCAUCGCAUCCUUCUAUCUUUAACCUCGCUGCGCAUGCAGGGGCUCAGCGCUGUCACGCUCCAUGAUCGUGCCGGCGCAACCCUCAUAGAGCAAAAGUUCUCAAAAUGACUAUCCCGCUGGGAGGCGCUGGGCCACCGUACGAGCCGGACAAUGACGUCCACAGCAGUCACCACGACCAUGCCUCCCUCUCCUCCAGCUCACACUUUGGCAAUGCUGGCCACGGUCGAGUGGGCAUCGCCCAAAGAGAAAGCAGCAGCUCGCUCCCUCACAGCGCGCACGGCAUGAUGGGCGGGCCCAGCGCCUUUGCUCACAGCAGCAGCUCUAGUACCGCUGCCCUUCAUGCUGGAAUCCCGGCAGACCACUCCGGCAGCUUCAUACCAGGUGUCUCGUCUGCCGUACCGCUCGAACUUCCGGGCAGGGUCAGCUCAAGUGGGAGCACCAUCGGCACGGAGAAUAUGAUGGGUUCUGCCGGGCAGAUGCUCAUCGGCAGCAUUCUGAGCAGGUUUGUCGAGAGGCUGCCCUCAACCUGUGGCUGGAGGUUAACUACUCUAGAAAAUGAUGAGAUGAUCCGAACAAGCAUUGCAAAUCUCGUCAGCCUCAGCGAGCGUCAGAUUUCCAUCAUCCUCAAAGACAUCCUAAGUCAUUUGGAGGGCUUACAGAGGGCUGCACAACAUGUGUCAGAAGAAUCGAUAUCUGGCAUGGAUUUGUUGGCUUCUCAACUUUUCUUGCUCAAGGUCCUCGUUGCUUGCUUGUUCCAACACUGGAAGUCAGUCGGGCAAACAAAGCCUGCCGACUCCCAGUGCCGAGAUACGAGCUCACAAGGCCCUUGGAUCGAUCCUCCGCCGCUCGAUGACGCUCUCGCAAAGCAUGCACUGAGCACCAUGACGAUCUAUCUCAAGCUCACCAUCGCGCGCGAGGAGGCUGGGCUCUUUUCAUCGUUCCCAGCCGCCGAGGUCCCCGAACGCGGGUCUGAUCACUUGAAAUCGCCGCAAAAUGGUACCGUUGGCGGGAAGAAUGCGGAUCGCGCCUUGGGAUUGCCGAGGGAUGCGUUGAAGUUCGGUUCUUCAAGAACCGGAAAGGAGAAGGAGAAAGAGAAGGAUCGUGACAAGGGAAAAGACGGGGACAGGGACGAUGCAGAGGGGAGAGACGCGGACAACGGAGACAAAGCCUCUGAUGCCUGGUCUCCUUCGAAUCUACUGCUGGUCGAGGGCAGCCCACUCUUCUCCAUCUUCCCAACUUUUCCUCCAACACUCUCGCCAUUCGGCAGUGCAGGGAUGCGAUUUCACUCCAAGGGCAAUUUUCCACCAGAGUUCAAUCGCGACUGGCACCUCGCCGAUUUGCAUGGCAAGACAACACAAGAGGCUGUAGAGCUCGGCGAGGUGGAUGACCUUCCGUCAUUGAUGACGAGCAUCUAUCGACACGCGAGCAUGGUCAUCUUCUACCUCAGUUCGAGCAACUGGGCGGUGGUGUUCGCCAGGAUCCGUAACCGCCUUGCCUAUCUUAGUACAACAAUAGAGGAAAGCCCGAACACUGCGGAACUGCGUCUGCUCGAAUGCAGCAAUUUGCACCGCCAACGAUUGGGUUCAGUGGUAUCGGAGCUCUGCACCACCUUCUUGCAUCUCAAGCGAUCGGCUCAACAGACCAUCGCGGUCGCACUGCGGCGAGGCAUCUGGAACUGGAUCUACUACCACCCAGAAGAGUUUGCGCAGAUGUAUGCGACUGGCAGAAGGCUCGAAGGCGCCUCAGAUGUGCUCUUCGAUCAGGUCUACAAUCUCGCGGAAUCGACACGCAAGAAGCUCUGGUUCUGGCCCAUGCUUAACUCCCUCUUGAUGCUGUGUCCCGAUAUCGUUGGGCGAGCAGCCAUCGGCGAGGGAAGAAAGAGCGGUAGCGUGGCAAAGAAAGUGCAAUUCCUCGAAGGACUGCGAAAGAGUCUGCGCACCAGCAAGCUGAGCGAUGUCGCAGCGGUUUGUUGCGUCGAUCUGGUCCGGGCUGCAGCAUUCACACAGCGGGCGGAGUCUGGCUUGCGGCUCGUCGUGCCGGAUAUCGAGCGCGAGCUCCGCGAAAAGGUGUUCGAACCAAUGCGAACUGCCGCGGGGACACCCCGUGCAGAGGAAGUAAUCUUAGCGACAGACCUGAUGCACUCGUUCUACUGCCUCGACCCUCACAAAACCAUGAAGGAACUCAUCCCACCUUUCGCCGCGGAGAACGGCUCAAUUUCAGCCAAGGUCGUCUUGGCCAAAGCUUGCAUCCGCGUCGCAUCAGGCUUCGGCCGGCUGCCAUGGCACCCGCAACUGCGAUUGCUGUAUCCACAGCUGGCCAAGACAUUCCGCUUCAUCUUCAAAGACACUGCAUUCAAGCUGAGCCGCCAAAGCGGUGUGGCGGUGGGAAAGCAGGAAUCCAAGCGGCCGCUAUCGCGUGGAGGGUCGCGGACUGCAUCCAAUCCGUCCGACCAGAUUUUUGCUCGCACCGAGCUCGCCAACAACAUCCUCAAUCUCUGGUGCGCAGAUCAGGACAUGUGGAAAUUUGGGCUUGGAAUAAGCGAGACUCCACAGCGGAACCCGGAUAAGAAGGCGGUCUACACGGAGAGCUUCCUCAUCGAGUGUCUCAACACAGACACAUACCUUGCGCUGUUUUGGUCCACCGCCUUCUGCAUGCAUGCCCCAGGGAUGGAAGUCACUGCAUUCCGCGCGUUGGCUUUUUGCCUGUACCCGUCAUCGAGAACGAUGCAGUCGAUGACACGCGGUGACAUUGUCGAUGAGCAUGCGAGGCUGGCCCGAGGAACCGUUUCCCCCACAACACUAACCGGACUCUUUGAACGCCUGAUCUGGGGCGACUCUCCAGCAAGCUUCAAGUUCCACGUCGGCAUCCUUAGACCAUUGCUCUUAGGUCGCGCGCGUUAUUACGCUGCGCUCAAGCCCCAAGAUCGAAGAGAGUCUCCGUGGAGCAGCUUGGAGCGAGAACGUGCGGCGGAGGAUGUGACCGCCGAAAUUGCAGUCUUGUUGACGAUCUGCAAUUCCGAGCCGGAUAUCUGCCACGGGGCAAUGCAACUAGGGCGUUCCUUUGCUCAGGGCCAUGAUGCAUUCGCGGACGUCUACAGCAGUCAGAACCCGAGCAAGGAGUGGAGAGACUUCUAUUACAAGCUUGCUGAAGAUUCCAGCCUGUUCGUGGGUCGGAUCGCCCAGCAAAAGAAAGUGCGAAGUCUGCUGCGCACGAUCAAUUCGCCCUCACCAGCCAGCUUGGCGGCAUGGAAAGAGGCAUAUCGGCGCUGGGCGGCCCUCACGCAGGUGGUUGCACGACCUCUUGCUGCAGAUACCAGCGAUACCGCCCAGGAGAAGGCCGCAUACUGGUACAACCUCUCGGGGUUCCUCUCGGCCCUUGGCGGUGCUUGCGCGAUCGAAGACGCCAACCUGCUUCCCAGCACUCUUCAAGACACUCUGCUCAACCCCAAGCUGGUCAACACUAAUCCACCGGUGCCGAUGAUUGAAAGCUUCAUGCAGGAGAUGGUGGAUCUGUUGGUAUCAGACUCCAUCUGGGUACGCGAAAAGGUCAAAGAGACCCUAGGCACCGACCUCAGUCCUCGGUUAAAUGGUAUUCUGUUACGGCAAAUCCACGCGGUUCUCAGCGACUUCUUCGACAAAUCUACUGGGCUGCCAAGACCUGCUGAGAUGUUCACCGUCUUCGUGGAGCAGUCGAUCAGCGUUGUGCAGAUGGUGCUGAAUCGCAUGAGCGCUCAAGCUGAUGCGACGACAAAUGUUGACAUUGGUUCCUUGAUGGUGCUCUACGUUGAGUAUGUCAACUCUCUCGGUCGAAAAGAUCAGGCGCUGCGCAUUAAGGUCGCCAUGUGCCAGCUUUGCGAGACAUUGAUGUCAAAGAAGGCGGCAUUCCUGUUCUCCAACGAGCUCCGAGUUCGCAAUCGACUAUUCCAGGCGCUAGUUACCUGGACCUCAGAUUCGGCCGAUGACGCUGGCGGCAGUGAGCGGUCCGAGCGUCUGCAGCGUGACUUGGAUGUGAUUUGCCUCAAGACAAUUGCUAGUCUGCUCGACCGGCUACCGCUCAUCCUGGCAGACGAUGCCUUGUUCCUCGACGAUAAGGUGGAAUGGGCAAAGUCUCGACAAUUCUCAAUGUACUUCAACUACUUCCUCAAAGUCCUCAACCGCACACGCGACCUCGAAGCCAAGUCAAUGAAGAGCGAGAAAGGUAGAGAUUCGCAGAGUGACAGCGCUGUCAUCAAGGAUUCCGCAAUCCUCGCCUUAUCGAACUUGUUGGCAUCCAAUAUCGACUCUGGCCUUCAGCACUCUCUGCCGCUUGCGUACAAAGAAGACCCACGGAUCCGCACAGCCUUCAUGCAAAUUAUGACCAACGUCAUCUCUCAAGGAGCGCAAUUUGAAGACCUCGAGCGCUUGGCUGGCACUCAGCAGCAAAACAAAAUGGUCGAAUUGAUCUGCGAAGGUGACAUGCAGCUGGCCCUGUCCAUCUGCCAGAUCUCCCGCGGCUUCGACGCAGACUCGCUCGACUAUGUUCUGCUCAACAUCUUCGACUCGCGAGGCGAAGUCAUGCGCUUUCUGGGCUUGGCUCUUGAGGAGGAAGUCGAGCGCACACCUUCGGAAGAGAUGGUGUUCAGGAGCAACUCCUUCCGGACUCAUCUGCUGUCAGUCUACGCCAAGAUGCACGGCUACGAAUAUCUUCGGUCCGUGCUGGAGCCGCUUGUCGUGGAUAUGAUCUCUCGCUCCAGAGGGGUGUCUUUCGAGAUCGAUCCGCAAAGGAUCGAGCCGGGCGAGAGCGUCGUAGUGAACCAAGCACGUCUAGAAGAGCUAGCACAAUCCUUCAUCGAUGCUAUCUGUACCUCUGCGCACCGGGUACCUGCCGUGUUGCAAGAGCUGUGCAGGCGAAUUCGUGUCCUGAUGGAUGCGAAGUUCCCCAACUCGCGCUACCAAGGCGUUGGCGGCUUCAUGUUCCUACGCUUCAUCAGCCCCGCCGUUGUCGCUCCGCAACUGAUCGAUCUGGACCUCGGCUCCUCGACCAAGGAAGCUCGACGCGGGCUGUUGCUGGUCAGCAAGAUUCUCCAAACUCUGGCUAGCAACAAUCUCUUCCCGACGCAUAAGGAGCCGUUCAUGACGAGUCUCAACGACUUCCUGAAGAGGAACGUCUGGAGGGUCACCAACUUCCUGGAUCAAGUAUCGGAUGCAACCUCGGAACUCGAUCGAGCAUCAGCUGGUCAGCACAGCAUCUUCGCCCUAGGGUACACUUUGAACGAAUCAGACCAGCGAUCGCUCCAUAGGUUUUUGUAUGACAACGUCGACAAAAUCGGGAAGGAUCUGCUUUCAAGGAGCGCCAGUUCGCGCGCCAAAGGCGAUCUCGCGGCCUCUGACGAAAGCAAGAGGAUCUAUGAGAAUCUCUGCAUUGCGCUUGCGGAGAUGGGUGAUUACAGCGUUUUGGCCCCAGUGGUAUUAGCACAGCAGAAUGUUGGUGUCGACAAUCGUCAGUCGUACGAGGACUUCAUGAGACGCAACGUCAACCGGCACCUGGAUCCACAAGCUUUUGCCAAGGUUUUCCGGAUCGGGCCGCCUUCGAAAGCUGGUAGACCAGUCGUAUACUACACGAUAAGCAGCAUUCGUGCCGCAAGCUUCGACUUCGAAGCUCUCAUUGCGCAUGUUCUACAAAUGCUACAACCCCUCUUCAACAGGGAGUUCGAUCUUCUGCUGGAUAUGACUGGAAUGUCGUCUGAGCAUUGGAUUCCGCCACAAUGGCUGUUAUACUGGACCUCGCUCCUUCCGUCGGAAGUGCGGCGUGGCCUGCGCAACCUGAUCGCAUUCAAUCCCAACAGCUCUACAAAGGAGUCGCUUCGUCCUUACUUCUUGCAUGAGAUUGAGAAGCUGGGCCCACUUGACAAUGCAUUGGCUGCGCCAGCAAAUCUCGACGUUCACUUCUGCACCUCGCUUGCUGAACUCGAAGCAUUCAUCGCACGCAAAGACAUCGACCUCAAUGCAUCAACAAUGAGCAUCGCAAUGGCUCCUGUGGAACACACAUUCCCCAACGCAACGCUUAUCAGUCAUUACCGAGCACUUCUUCCGGUGUCUUUCCGGCUAGGGAGCGAUCACCUGCAAAUCAUGUCACUCAAGCUACAAGAGAUGUUCAUGGGACGUUCAUCAUACACGAAUGAGGUCAUCCACUUCGCCGACAUCGACGACGUUCGGCCAGUAACCAAUCGAAGCGAAGAAACAGCGUUUAUUCUGACGUGCAAAGGUGGCAGGUCUGCUUUCCUUUUCCUCAGCAAGGAUCGUACGGAGAUUGUGCAAUCCUUGCGCCAGGCCAAGGCACGUGUUGGGCGGACAGCCGCUACUAAAACAGAGCGGACACUCAUGCCCAGCGACGUUCCUGGAACCUUGCUCAACAUGGCCUUACUCAAUAUGACCAGCACCGACUACAUGCUAAGGGCCAGCGCGUACAACCUCCUUUGUGCUCUCUCAACUUCAUUCAAUUUCGGCACCAGCAGUGCAAAGCGUCGCUUGCUCAGUGUGCAGGGCCUCGCCCUGCCGGCGAACAUGACCACAUUUGUUGCAGACCUGAGCAAGGACUUCGCUGUGGCGGCUCCUGGUGUUUCGCUGGAAUUCCUCAUUUCUUUCUUCGAGGGAUUUGAGGCAUCAGCUCCGAGCCAGCGGCCUGCAUGCUUGCUGUAUAUGGUUCCGUGGCUCUCCAACCUUUCGAGCUUCAUGCACAGUGCUCGUGAGCAGCAAUCUGAGUAUCUCAAGAGGAUUAAAGAGGUCUUGGGGCAUUUAAUCAAAAUCACCGUUCAGCAUCCGGAGCUUUACGCCACGAUGCAACGCAACGUCUGGACGCAUUUUAGCAAGCUUGAUGGUCUUUUACCGAUUGUCUUAGAAGUCUUCACUGAGGCUGCGGUAGACUCCGGGCUGCAGACAAGGGCAUUCGAAGCCGUGCUUGACACUAUGGUGUCCUUCACUUCCUUCAAUCUCCGGGGCAAGCUGUUAUCACGUCUGCGGAAGGCUAUCGCGAGGACCGCCAAAGCUCCCAGUGCGACGCCACUUACAGACAACGCUGCAUGGGUUGAAAUAGCAACGCUCGUCCGCAUGAACAUGGUCCUCUCCUUCACCAAUCGCAUGGAGGUCAUGCUUUACCUGCCGGAGCUCUUGCACGUACUGUUGCUCCUCGCAGGUACUGGCUCGGACGCAAUGCGACGAGCCAUCCAUGGUUCGGGCAUCAAUCUCAUUCACUCCCUCUGCACCGAAGACCCACGUGAGGCAAAGAGCGAAGUGGAUGCUGCCCUUCCUCCCGGGACUACCAAAUUGCGAGCUCUUCUCGCCACUUUUGCUGGCGACGAGGCUCUCAAGUUGUUCGGGCUGCGCAGCGGGGAGCUUGCACCCUUUGCAGGGUCAAUGGACAUAUUCACCGAAAGCCCGACCAACGAGCAGAUUGAAGUGCUAGCUCUCCGAGUUUAUCAGAUCGCAGAACUUGCGGCGCCGACUGUAGACACUGCCAACAGUUGGCGAGCGCGAUUGACCAGCCUGAUCACGAGCACAGCUUUCCAGUACAAUCCCUUCAUCCAGUCGCGCGCUUUCAUCUUGCUCGGCUGCUUGGCGCAAGGGGAGAUCGAUGACGAUCUCCUAUAUCAGAUUCUGGUGUCUUUGCGGGGUAGCAUCUCCGAAUGGGGAAACAACGGGAACGACGGGCCAAUGAUUAGCAUUCUUGCUUGUCUGAGCAAAGUCGUCAAGAUCCUACCGCGGCGCUCUCGAUACUUGCCUCAGAUGUUCUGGCUUGGCAUAUGCAUGGUCCAGUUCGGACACAUUCCCACCUUCCGGGCUGGUGUCGAGCUCCUGCAUUCUGCACUGCAGACGAUCUGGGAUCGCAAUCUUCCUCAAGAGAGCGGCAGGGAUCUUCCGACAUUCCUGCUCGAGGCAAGAACGGAAUUUAGAGAAUCUUCUUGCCGCCUAGAUGAUGAGACUGGCGUCGACUUUGAGCUCGACUUUGGCUUCGCCAUGGCGGCUUUGUUGGUCAAGGGUCUCCGCUCGGAACGGACGCAAGCCGAGACGAUCGCGGUGCUGCGCUCAUUGCUCCGCUUUACAUCCUAUGACAUCGAUGGACGACCUCAUGCGCGCGACGGUAAGCUGUCAUCGUAUCAUCUCGGCUACUUCGUCGCGCUUCUCCCAACUGCAGUCUCAUCCGAAGAUUGCAGCUCCUUGCUCGAAAUGACAGGAAUCGAUGCCGAUGUGUCAAAGCAUGUCAUCGAUGACCGAGAGAAAGGCAGUUGGAGUCUGUUCAGCCUGUUCGGAGCGGCGGAUAAGAAAGAAGCAUUGCUCAUCUCGACGCUUGUCGCCGCUCUGUUGGAGUACGCAACGUCGGACGACGAAAAGCUGUUGCUCUACACGCUACUUGCCGACGCCGCUUUGGCUCGGCCCGCCAUUGUUUCCAUUCUCUACGAUUGGCUGUCACCUGGAAUGCAGGACGUCUUUGUCAAAUCGCAAAACCCGCAGGUGAUCAAAGCCGUCCACUCCAUCGCGAGCAUCGCAGUCUGCGAGCCCGUCUUCGCGGCGCAAGCAGCAGAGACGGCACGGCGCGGCGGCCCGUCUGCGUACCUGGAGGAGAGCGGCUUCGCGUCCUUGCUUGACUGUGGCUGCUUCCACGGUCGCAUCGACGAUGGGCAGCGCAUCAUGCUCGCUAGACUUUCCACUGCUCUGCUUACUGGGUUGAUCGACGCAGGGGCGCAGUGAAGCAUGUUCCCUUCCAUCACCCCUUCCAUCAGCAGUCUCGAGGCUGGACCUCUCCACUCCAUCGCGGCUCAACCCAUCACUCUGACAGUUCGCUCACAUACGCAAUUCUCAGCCUCGUUCGGAUACCUUGGGCUGAAAGCAAAGAUGUGUUUUAUGAUGC